Prorocentrum cordatum is the source of this 1326-nucleotide messenger RNA. The record is from the annotation of a GenBank genome assembly. NCBI's taxonomy places the organism in Eukaryota, Dinophyceae, Prorocentrales, Prorocentraceae.
AUGGUCGCCGCGGGAUGCGAACACACGGGGCUGCUCGGGAGCGACGACACGGCCGCGGCCUUCGGCUGGAAUCACGCCGGCCAGUGCAACGUGCCGGCGAUGGGCGGGGCCCUGAGUUUCGCGCAGGUCGCCGCGGGGCGCGUUCACGCGGCGCCGUUCAGGAGCGACGGCCCCGCCGUGGUUUUCGGCGCGAAUGGCGCCAGCCAGUGCAACGUGCUGGCGCUGGGCGGUGGCCUGAGCCACGCGCAGGUCGCCGCGGGGAGUUCCCGCGCCGUGCUGCUCAGGAGCGACGGCACGGCCGUGGCUUUCGGCGCGACUGGCGCAAGCCAGCGCAACGUGCAGGCGCUGGGCGGUGGCCCGAGCUACACGCAGCGCGGCGUGCCGGCGCUGGGCGGCGGCCUGAGCUGCGCGCAGGUCGCCGCGGAAAGUUCCCCUGCAGUGCUGUUCAGGAGCGACGGCGCGGCCGUGGCCUUCGGCUGGGAUGACCUCGGCCAGUGCAACGUGCCGGCGCUGGAUGGUGGCCUGAGCUACGCGCGGGUCGCCGCGGGAUACACGCGGGUCGCCGCGGGAUACGAACACGCGGCGCUGCUCAGGAGCGACGGCACCGCCGUGGCCUUCGGCUGGAAUCGCGCCGGCCGGUGCAACGCGCCGGCGCUGGACGGUGGCUUGAGCUACACGCAGGUCGCUGCGGGGCGCGUUCGCGCGGCGCUGCUCAGGAGCGACGGCACGGCCGUGGCCUUCGGCGCGAAUGGCGCCAGCCAGUGCAACGUGCCGGCGCUGGGCGGUGGCCUGAACCACACGCAGGUCGCCGCGGGGAGUUGCCACGCGGCGCUGCUCAGGAGCGACGGCGCGGCCGUGGCCUUCAGCGCGAAUGGCGCCGGGCAGCGCAACGCGCCGGCGCUGGGCGGUGGCCUGAGCUACACGCAGGUCGCCGCGGGAUUCGUUCACGCGGCGCUGCUCGGGAGCGACGGCACGGCCGUGGCCUUCGGCUGGAAUGACCUUGGCCAGUGCAACGUGCUGGCGCUGGACGGUGGCCUGAGCUACACGCAGGUCGCCGCGGGAUGUCUUCGCGCGGCGCUGUUCAGGAGCGGCGGCGCGGCCGUGGCCUUCGGCUGGAAACGCACCGGCCAGUGCAACGCGCCGGCGUUGGGACCGGAAGGCGUGCACUCGGCGCUGCUCUGGAGCGACGGCGCGGCCGUGGCCAUCGGCUUCAACGGCGCCGGCCAGCGCGGCGCGCCGGCGUUGGGCGAAGGGGCGCUGACGCACACCGCGCGCCUGCUUGUCGGCGCGACGCUGCCCCUGCAGGCUUCGCUAGACGGCGGCGCG